Messenger RNA from Penicillium oxalicum, 1608 nucleotides. Its product is annotated as amidohydrolase. Gene Ontology annotation, molecular function: hydrolase activity, acting on carbon-nitrogen (but not peptide) bonds. The transcript has a single exon. Bases 1 to 1608 code for a protein of 535 amino acids. The record is from RefSeq and is a predicted model, not a curated record. NCBI's taxonomy places the organism in Eukaryota, Fungi, Ascomycota, Eurotiomycetes, Eurotiales, Aspergillaceae.
AUGACGGCUGUAUUCCGGAAUGGCCGCAUCUUUGUCCCGUCCACGACUCCGGCACAGGAAUCGAAUGAUUUUGCCGAUGCGAUGAUCAUCACCGGUGAUCGCAUCUCAUAUGUCGGAUCUCUGGAUCAGGUAGAAAUACCUGCCGAGGCGACGGUGGUGGACUUGAACCACCGCGUCGUCGUCCCCGGCUUCAUUGAUGCGCAUGUCCACAUCUUACACUACGGUCACUCCUUGCAGAAAGUAGAUCUCAUUGACUGUACAUCGCUCGACGAGAUUCGGGCCACGAUCAAAACAUAUGCCGAGGCCAAUCCAUCUGCUCCGCGAAUCUUCUGUCGCGGAUGGCUUCAAGUGACCACCAACGGCGUAGCACUGGCCAGUAUGCUGGACGAUCUGGAUCCCAGGCCCAUCUUCAUCGAUGCGUUUGAUCUCCAUUCCAUGUGGUGCAAUUCUGCCGCCCUCAAAGCCAUGGGCGCCGAUACUGCGCCCGACCUGCCGGGGGGUUGCAUUCACCGCGAUGAGAAUGGACGGCCGUCGGGUCUCCUGGACGAAUCUGCAGUGAUGAACAUGGCAUGGCCCUACGUGGAGAGCCUCCACUCGAGAGAGGAUAAGCUCGCCGCCCUCGACAAGGCCAUCUCGGCUUACAGUGCGGCUGGCUAUACCGGGGUCGUGGACAUGGCCAUGGAUGAGCCGACGUGGGAGAUUCUUAACGAGUACCGCCGAGACAAAACGAUCCCUUUCCAUGUGGCGGCACACUGGCUUGUGCCGUACACCGAGAACCAAGAAGCCAAUUUCAAAUACGUGGACCGUGCCGUGGAAUUACGACGUCAAUUCCAGAAUCCCAGCUUUUGCGUGGUCGGCGUCAAACUUAUCUGCGACGGAGUCGUGGAUGGAUGCACUGCCGCCCUCUUGCAACCCUACACCGGAAAAAAAGAUCUUGUGGAGCCCAUCUGGCCGGAGCACCAGCUUCGCGAAGUGGUGCAACGAGCAGAUGCAGCGGGACUGCAAUGCGCCAUCCAUGCCAUUGGUGACCGCGCUGUCCACCAAGCCAUCAACGUCCUGUCUCAAGUCGGCACCCCCGGUCGAAGACAUCGAAUCGAACACCUCGAGCUGACGACAUCCGAGGAUGCUAAACGACUGGGCGAGCUUGGGAUUACUGCCUCCGUGCAACCCGUCCAUUCUGACCCGGCCCUCUUCAAAGCCUGGCAUGACCUCGUCGGACCAGAUCGAUGCCAGCGCGCCUUUGCGUACAAGGAUUUCCUGGAUGGUGGAGCCCCUAUGGCAUUUGGAACCGAUGCCCCCACAGCAAGCAACCUUCCAUUUCCUAAUCUGUACAACGCAACGACGCGGCGAUCCGCACUCGAGCCGGAGAGCACAGACACGGUGAACGCUCAAUUCAGCGUGACAUUGGCGCAAGCGACGACGGCGGCGACGGCGGGAGCAGCGUAUGCCCGAUUUGCCGAGUCUUGGACGGGGCGGUUGCAGCCGGGGUUAUCGGCCGAUUUUGUGGUUGUCGAUACGCAAUGGUCCGCAGACAAGCUCCUUGAAGCCAAGGUCUGUCAAACUUGGUACAGGGGAAAGAAGGUGUUUGAUGUGGCCCAUUCGGCAUGA